AGGUCGUCCCGGGCUGCUCCAGGGUACCACCAACCGGGUGUGUUGGCGGUCCUUCAGUCCUUCAGCUAGAGGCCGCCUUUUUGGGUCUCAUCCAGGGCAGCUCCUUUGGCGUUCUCUUCACACUAAGCUUAUUGCUCGAACGUUGCUUCGGCGCAUGGGCACCUGCAUGUGGUCGGCUUGGGACAGUCUCGCACAUCCAAAGUGCCAACGCGACGUGGUGGUGGUUCACUUGGGGCAACCCGUGCACCGCACCACCAGUGCAGGGGCAACCGUUCCACCACGGUUCCGUGGUGUUUGGUGUUGUAAUUUGAUCCCUGGAGGAUAGCGGGAAGAAAUGGCAACUGGACAUGAAAGCAGAAAAUCCAACUUUCCGUUUCAGAAGACCUCGUUUCCUUUGUUUCUCUUCAAUGAUUCCUCCCCAUAGUGCUGGGUAGUCCAGGACCCAGACAGGAUGGUCCUAGUAUGUCCUGGUAAUCAGUUCUGACUUUUCAGUGAUGGACACCAAGUGUAAAGAAGCCUUGCCUCAGCCGUUUCGCGGCUUUCCUUCGCUCAGUGUUGCAGCAACUUCGAGUUUUGCUGCGCUACGACUUCCCUUUGGCACAUCAAGAGUGCGUGGGAUGGGCCAAGGGCCUGCGCCAUCGCUCUCUCAGUCAGCCAAGCGGCGACUUUGCUACAACUGCCAGGCCAAGGCGGCUCGGCGAAGGAAGGAGCCACAGUGGCAGGCCAUCGGAUCGCAGCUCCGGACGGAUCGCAGGACGCCCUUGAGACGUGCGCUGUCCGUGAGCCUAAGUGGCACGUCGCGGCGUUCCAGCGGCACGUCUCGGCUAGACCGGGAAUGUCCAGGAAAGCUGCAGAAACGCUGCGCCAUGGAGCUCCAUGAAGCACAGUUCUGCAGCCCGGCCGGAUGGCGCCAUUUCCUGGCGCUGGGGGAUGGCGCUUGAGGUCGGCGCAAGUUAGACACUCGCCGAGCUGGUUUUCCCGCUGCGAAGUGACCUUUCAGCUCGAUGAGUUUGAGUAUCAACGAGCGAGCAGCGCGUCAAAGAGACAAUAACUCGGCAUGCUGUGUGAUUUUGUGGAUCUUGAAAGUAUGUAGGCAUUGUUUUUGUAUUGUUUUUCUUUUUUGGGGGUUUUGGGAGGUGAAGGUGGGUGCCACAAUCCCAGAAACCUCCAGAAACUAUGAGUAGAGUGAGUUCAGGAAGCUGGGCUGAUCGAGGACUGGUAGAGUGAAG
This is a messenger RNA of Durusdinium trenchii, 1229 nucleotides long. The record is from the annotation of a GenBank genome assembly. NCBI's taxonomy places the organism in Eukaryota, Dinophyceae, Suessiales, Symbiodiniaceae.